AUGGAUCGUAAGCGCAUCGAAAGUGAAAUUACGCAACUGUCGCACCACUUGGAUGCACGGACUAUAUGUAGUUCUCCGAACGCUAGAGAUGUCGACAAAUGUUUGGAUCUGCUGAAUGAAGUGGACGCCUAUUUGACUCACUCCGUGUUUGGAAAUGAUCGCAGUGCUGACCUUGAGCCCAGUAUUGUAGUUCUCGGGACCACUGGUGCUGGCAAGAGUACCAUUGUAUCGUUUCUCGUUGGCGAGGGCCGAACUGUUGUUCGUCACGAAAGUCGAUACGCUCGAGCGCUAAUUGCCGAUCCACCACUACCUGACGUGAAUAUUCGAAGUGGAGAAGUCUCCGUAAGCCUGCUCCCUACUGUAACUCAUGCCACUAUGGGAGGCGAGGUAGUUGCUGUGUGGGAUAUGCCUGGAUAUCGAGAUACGCGAGGUCCGUUUGUCGAGUUAGUGGUGCAUUUCAUUUUCAAGUGGAUGCUAAAAGUUGAUAAGCCUGUGAAAUUUAUACUUGUGACCCCGCCGCUGCAUGAGCGACCCCAGACUGUCAUGCUGCAGAACAUGAUUAACGGAUCUCUUAUUCGUAAGGACAAUGCAGUCAUUGUAUACACGAAGUGCGGAAGAGACUUCGACCCAGAGAGUACAUCUGAUCUCAAUAUCGAAGAAAAUAAACGGGAGAUUCGUUCGUUUGCACUCCCAGCACCAGCACAGAGCGAUGAAGAUGGCCACGACUACUCGCUACAGUAUUGUGCGCGGAAAGAUGAAAUGCUGAAGACUCUGAGCGGUCUUCAUUCGUAUAAGGUGGAGUACGAUGAAAAAUUACCGGAUGCUGCGAAACUUUUGCUGGAAGCACUUACAAAAACUUGUGUUCAGUUUGUUCAAGAAGAGCUAUCAAAGUGCUUUUUGUGUAAGUUUAAGUGGGAUCUCCUCAAAGGUUCCUUUGAGGAGAUAACCGACAUGUUGGAGACUUUGAAAUGCACCGAGGACAUUACUCUUAAGACAAUGGUGGAUAUCCUGGCUCGCAUUGCUCCAUCUGAUUACGAUUACGCCCCAGAAUUUUAUUGUGCAAAGCGCCGGCUUUCCAUCGUGGAAACCAUGAAUGGUGGCGAGACCCGACGCCAUUUAUACGAUUGGCUGAACGAAGAGUGUCGUCGUCUGCUGGAAAAAACGAAAGAGAAGCUUUUGGAUCUGAGGAAUGCAGUGAAAACGUAUAGUCUAACUUUAAAGACGGACGACACCUUGGUAAUCAGUGCGUUUCAGCUUCGUUUGUCUGACGAGCUUGAGAGAAUCGAGAAGUUCGUGAGGAAGCGUGAAGUGGCAAUCGACUCAGUCGAAGCAAUUCCCAAUGUGAUUAUCGUGGGCCACGCAUCACUCGACGUUGACGUUGGUAUCCAGAUGUGGACAAAUAUUGCUCUCGUUAGUCCGUCAAUCAGAGUGACAGCUGUGCGUGAAUUUGAUUUAUCUGCAAUUGGACAAGGAAAGUGUGCGGAACGCUUGAAUAGUGUCGCUGGACAAGAUGGAGCUCAUGGUGAGCCUGGCCUUCGUGGUGGAAAUCUAACUGCCGUGUGCCAAAAGUUGAAAGAUGAUUCGCAUAUUCUUCGAAGUACGGUUUCUUGUGGUCAAUCUGGUGGAGACGCGCAGAAUGGCGGCGAAGGAGUCGACGGUACAGACUCGGCAUACAGUAAGGCGACAUUCGAGGAAGCGAUCGAGCGGAAUGCGAAGCUUCAUCAUCUAAAGGAUAAUUCUACAGUCCCGAGAGACUUAGAAGAGGGGCUUCAACUUGUGAUGUACGAAGAGAACGAAGCACCAACUGGGCUCCUAUAUAGAACAGUAUGCGGAGUACCUGUCAUUGCGCAUUUAAGAAUUGCAAAGGAAUCGGAGUCUGGGACUUCAAGAAUUCAAGCUGGUAAUGGUGGCCAGGGCGGUGCAGGUGGGCUAGGCGGUAACAUUCGCAUACUGCUAGCAAACCAAAUAGUUUGGGAAGGAGCUGGGUUGAUGGGCCAGAAAGGUCUGGAUGGAAACCCAGGUAAAGCAUCUCGUGACGGCAAUGGCAGUCCUAGCUUUAUUGCUAAUACAAAGCAAUGGUAUUGGAGAGGCGGGUGGUUCGGUGAUAUUUUUGAGCCUAAAAUUGAUUUUCAAGUCGAGGAAGUGAAGGCUGAAGACCAACCGAAUCUCGUGCAUGCGAAGGUCGCGCAGGGAAACGGAAUUAUUCUAAUGAACGAUGGUCUUGGUUUAGAUAUGAUAAAGGCAGCGUAUCAGACCGUUCGUACAGAACUAGAGGAUUGUUUUCCUCAGUGUGACUUUAGUGAUUCCCAGAUUGGCUGGGAAGAUCCAAUCCGUACUGCGUAA
Molecule: messenger RNA, 2343 nt
Organism: Phytophthora nicotianae INRA-310
Lineage: Eukaryota; Oomycota; Peronosporomycetes; Peronosporales; Peronosporaceae
Exons: 1
Coding region: 1-2343 (780 amino acids)
Source: RefSeq, a predicted model, not a curated record